AUGGAUGCCACUGAGCUCUCCUUUGGAAUCGUGAUUCUGACCCAGCUCAGCCUUGGUCUCUCAGUCAACCUCUUCCUCCUCCUGUUUUAUAUUCACGUGGUCUCCACCAGCCACAAGCCCAGCUCCUCUGACCUGAUCCUGGCCCACCUGGCCUUGGCCAACACCAUCAUCCUCCUCACCAUUGGAAUCCCCGAGGUCAUGUCAGCUUGGGGGCUGAGAAAUUUCCUGGACGACGUUGGAUGUAAAGCCCUCAUGUACCUUUAUCGGGUGGCCCGGGGCCUCGCCAUCUGCACCACCUGCCUCCUGAGCGUCUUUCAGGCCGUCACCAUCAGCCCCGGCACUUCCUGGUGGGCAGGAAUCAAAGCUAAAUUACCGAAGUGCAUCUUCCCUUCCUUCCUCCUCUCCUGGGUCCUCAAUUUGCUCAUAGAAUUGGAUACGGCGAUAUACAUGAUAAGCCCCCAGACCAAUGGCAGUUUUCAAAUCAUGUUGGAUAUCAAAUAUUGCUCAGAAAUUGGUGUCAAUGAAGAAACUACCCUAGUAAUUACUGUGGUCCUUUUCCUGCGGGAUCUGUUCUUCGUGGGACUCAUGAGCUUGGCCAGCGGUUACAUGGUGCUUGUCCUGCACAGACACCACCGGCAGGUCCAGCACCUCCACGGACCCGGACGCUCCCCCAGGGCGAUGCCCGAGAUCAGAGCGGCCAAGAGAGUCAUCGCCCUGGUCACCCUCUAUAUCCUCCUCUACGGACGGCAGACCAUCAUGCUGAGUAUCUUACUAAACAUGAAAAAAAGCUCUCCUUUGCUUGUGAAGAGCCAUCUGGUAUUUCUACUCACCUUCUCUACCUUGAGUCCGUUCCUGAUAAUUCAUGGUGACAGGAGGAUAAGGACAUUCUGGAAAAGGGAAUCUUCUACGUCCAACCCAGAUCACUUUUAA
This is a messenger RNA of Ornithorhynchus anatinus (platypus), 930 nucleotides long. Its product is annotated as olfactory receptor class A-like protein 1. The transcript has a single exon. Gene Ontology annotation, molecular function: pheromone receptor activity. NCBI's taxonomy places the organism in Eukaryota, Metazoa, Chordata, Mammalia, Monotremata, Ornithorhynchidae. Gene Ontology annotation, cellular component: membrane. Gene Ontology annotation, biological process: G protein-coupled receptor signaling pathway. The coding region runs from base 1 to 930 and encodes 309 amino acids. The record is from RefSeq and is a predicted model, not a curated record.